AUGAAUGCAGAAACUGCAGACGAACCUGGACUUUCCGCCGUCGAUGCCGCACCUAGUGCUCUCGAGUCAUGGAGAGAUACUAGCCCACCUGCUCGCAGAGAUCUUUUCCUCGAAGCCGCUGAGCUUAUGACAAGCCGACUGUCAAAACUGGGAAAUGAUAUGAUCCAGGUAACUAGGGCUCAAUCAACGUGGGCUAAUUUCAAGGUUGACAGAAAGCGCAGCUUCCGAUCAGUAACUUAUGCACUGGCCGCGGGAAGUACAGUGGUCCUUGAGGGGUCGGAGCUCUAUCCACGCACAUUAUGGGCGAUCUGGUCCAUCUACAAUGAAUCUGGCUUUCCCUCCGGCCUGCUCAAUUUCAUUGCCUGCAGCCUUACCUCGGCGCCGACAACCCUCAAAGCUAUCAUAGAGCCCCCGGCAACUAAUGUAACAACUUUUGCUGAAAGUGGAAAGGCACCGGGUGUUGUUUGCAAGGUUGUGGACCUUGAUUUGGCGGCACGAGAGCUUAUACUUGGAGCUUUCAAUAAUGCUGGUCAAAUUUGCAUUUGCACUGAGCGGAUUCUUGUUGUUCGGGUCGGCGAAGGAACUGUAAUCUGGUAUUGGAUGCCCUUACAAAAUGGCAAGAAUUGUCUAUUGUGGCUUCAAGAACGGGGAAAAAAAGGGGCUACACAGAUUAUACGCCCUGCUACUUUUUGCGAUGCAAAGCCAAACAUGGAGAUGUACCAGGCAGAGUCCUUUGUGCCAACGGUGUCUCUGAUUCAACUCGACGGCAAGGAUGAGGCAGUGAAGAUCGCAAAUAAAAUCUUCUCCUGCAAUCUGAGACGGGCACUGCGCCUUGCAAGAAUCAUUAAUUCCGGUGCUGUUCAUACCAACAGCUUGAAUACUCAUAGUGAGUGCAUUAUGGAGGAGUAG
Aspergillus tubingensis is the source of this 909-nucleotide messenger RNA. Its product is annotated as vanillin dehydrogenase. The coding region runs from base 1 to 909 and encodes 302 amino acids. The transcript has 4 exons. Gene Ontology annotation, molecular function: succinate-semialdehyde dehydrogenase (NAD+) activity. The record is from RefSeq and is a predicted model, not a curated record. Lineage: Eukaryota; Fungi; Ascomycota; Eurotiomycetes; Eurotiales; Aspergillaceae.